AUGACGACGGACGGGGGAGCCGUGGCGUCGAUCCGCAGGAGGCGGCGUGCUCGUGACCAGGGCGAAUCCGCGUUGGCAGAAGAUGCCGGAGAACGACCUGUGGAACGAGUACCGCAGGCAGCGGGAUCCGUCCAUCCGCGAGUACUUCGUGCAUCAGUACGCGCCGCUGGUGAAGUACGUGGCGGGCCGUGUGGCGAUCGGCAUGCCCAGCGCCGUCGACUUCGACGACCUGGUGCAGUGCGGGAUGUUCGGGUUGUUCGACGCCAUCAGCAAGUUCGAUCCCACCAAGCACGUGAAAUUCAAGACCUACGCGGUCACUCGCAUCAGGGGCGCGAUCUUCGACGAGCUGCGCGCGAUCGACUGGGUGCCGCGCUCGGUCCGGCAGAAGGCGCGCGAGGUGGAGGACGCGGUCCGCGGCUGGAAGCAAGCCUGGGGCGCGCUGCGACCGAUGAGGAGAUCGCCGUCAGCAUGGGUGUCAGCGUGGAGGAAUUCCAGCGGAUUCUGGUACGGAUCGCCGGCACUGCGGUCGUAUCGGUGAACGACGUGUGGCACGGCGGCGAGGACGAGGAUCGCGUCUCCAUCGAGGACAACAUCGAAUCGCCGAGCGAAUCGGGUCCCGCGACCAUCGCCGAGAGGGAAGAGAUGAGGCGGGUGAUCGUCGAGGCGAUCAACGAGCUGCCGGAGAACGAGCAGCAGGUUCUCGCCCUCUACUACUAUGAGGAGUUGACCCUCAAGGAGAUCGGGCAGGUGCUCGAGGUGACCGAGUCACGCGUGUCACAGUUGCACACCAAAGCCCGUCUGCGGCUGCGUACGAAGCUCACCAACGUCAAACGCGGCAUCUGA
This is a messenger RNA of Geodia barretti, 843 nucleotides long. The record is from the annotation of a GenBank genome assembly. Lineage: Eukaryota; Metazoa; Porifera; Demospongiae; Tetractinellida; Geodiidae.